Molecule: messenger RNA, 1548 nt
Organism: Myxocyprinus asiaticus (Chinese sucker)
Lineage: Eukaryota; Metazoa; Chordata; Actinopteri; Cypriniformes; Catostomidae
Product: OCIA domain-containing protein 1-like
Exons: 8
Coding region: 99-827 (242 amino acids)
Cellular component (GO): endosome
Source: RefSeq, a predicted model, not a curated record
GAAGACUGUUCUGGUGUAUUUGACAUUUGUUAGGGUGUCUGGAGGAAAAGCAGUAACCUAUUGCUGCAGCUAAAGAUACCAGAUAUAUCGGAUGCACAAUGUCUCGUCAGUCACCAGAGGGUUUCACGAAACCGGAACAGCCAGGACAAGCAUCAUUGGGUCCCAUUGGAAUUGACUACAUCCCCACAGAGGAGGAGAAGAGGGUGUUCAGAGAGUGCAAUCAGGAAAGCUUCUGGUACAGAUCUGUCCCUAUAUCUGUCAUUGGCAUGGCUCUCACUCAGUUUCUUAUAUCUAGAGGUGCACUUACAGCCUCUGGUAGAUUCGGCUCUCUGCCCAAAGUAGGCUUUGCUGGUGUCUGUGGGUACCUCGGAGGGAAGAUGUCAUAUAUGAAGACGUGUCAGGAGAAGUUUAAGAGCCUGGAGAAUUCUCCAUUGGGGGAGGUGCUGAGAGAGAGACAGCGCCACCAACCACCAAUGUUUACCCACGAGAAGUCUGAGUUGAGUGAUCCAAAUAAAGCUGAUUUUGAGCCGGCCUUUCAGCUUGAUGAUCAGAAAGCUCAAUCAUUCUCUUUAACCAGAGAUUUCACUUACGGUGACCCCAUAGCCUCACCAUCCCAGUAUGACACCCAGCUUCUAGCAGAACCAUCUUACAUUGAGGAGGACGCACAGAAGAAGCCCUUGCUGUACGAAGAACCGCAGAGUAAGAACGGGGAAAACUAUGAAGUCACAAAGACUCCAAAAGCAGACACACAGCUGAAGCCGCAAACUGUGAUCGCCCCAACAAAUAGAGGGAAGAAGAAUAUAUAUGGAGACACAUGGGAGGAGUGAGAGGUACCCUGAUAAACUGCCCUUGUCUAGAAUCACUGACUGCACUUUCAUCUGUCUAAAAAUGUUCUGUUUGUGCUGUUGAAACUGAUGUUUUUAAAAAUACAGAUAACUGUGUGUCUGAGAGACAUCCUGUCAUUGACAUAAGGAUCAUGAGUUAAAGAUGCAACUGUUGUUUAAGUUUGAUUUACAAAAAUAUUGAAUUCACCUGUUCAACUGUAUGGUUAAACAAAGUGGAUGUUGAGAUUUUAAAAACAUGCAUUAGUUCACUAAUUGUGCAUUGAAUCUAAUCUGACUAUUAAAGACUUUACUUUGGCUAAAUUACCUAAGAAUGACAUGCCAUAAAAGUCAAGUUGUGCAUAUUUUAUUUCUGUACACACAUUGUACAUAGAUACACAGAAAUAAUGUUUGAAAAAUAAAGAUGAUGUCCCCGGGAUUUGGGGUGACAUCAAACAAGAAAUAGAAGGGCUUCGUAAUUUCAGUGAUAGAAGCACGCACACUUCGUACUUUGUGUUUUUAAGAUCUAAUAGGACCAAAUGUCUUAAGAGUAACGGGACAUUACUGAGUUAUAAACCAACAUUUGGAUACAUUUACACAAGUAUAGUUCACUAAGAGAAAAGGCCUGCAUAGGCAACACAGACUUGCUCAGCCUAAACAGUCUUCACAAAAAAUAUUCUUAACUAGGAUUAUACCCAGGAUUAAAACACAGAUGGAAAAAAAAAAA